CCGGGCGAUAAAGAGAAGGGGCGUUGUCAUCUGGACCGCGACCGGGCGACCGGGGACAUUCUAACGGACCCUUCCGAUCAGUCUCCCUUUGGACAACCCGCAUCCUUUUUCGGACACAGGGCCACCAGGUUGAGGCGCGCCACUUCGACAUGGAUUCUCAAAAUGUGCAUAUGAGCGACGGCAGUCAUGCCUGGGCGGAGGGCUACAUGUUCACGGACACACAAUUCACCGAUGCCCUGCCUUUGGAGGAGGGUCAGUUCGGAGCGAGUGCUUUCGACGACUUUACCAAUAUGGAUACCUAUGGAGAUAGCCCAGGGGGGCUCACGCUACGGGCACCGGGCAGGAUGGAUGUUGACCCGAGCGAGACUACACUCCAAUCCCAGCGGAAUUCUCAAAACAUGAUGGCUCUCUCGACCGAAAGCUCUCGCCGCGCUUCCUCUUCGGGGUCGUCAGGUCUUCCUAAGCGAAAGUCCACGGAAUCGCCUCUGAUACAUCCAAUUACGAGCCUGGGACUGAACACCGCGCUUCAAACUCAGCAGCAGCAGAGAGCCAAAUCAGGCUUGAAUCACUUCCAAACGAAUCAAGUAUUCGAACAAACCUUCGCCCAGCCCAUGCACAACUUGUCCUUGGAGCAAGGUCUGAGUCGCUUCGAGUUCAAUAGCGCUGCAUCGAGUCCAAUCCAAACGCGCGAUCCUACGGCUAUGAAUUUGGACUCUCAGGUUCACAUGCCUGCACUUGUCCAGCUAAACCGAUUCGACCAGGAUUCUCCUAUGGAAACCAUCAAUCCAGAAAUGUUCUCUGUUGGGAGCGCGCGCGACUUGUCUGCAGGGAACACCGCCACCAGGAUGUUCCAUCGGGCGUCUCCCAAUGCCAUGUCAGCAACUCCACCAUCGGACAGCCCAGACAAUUUAAGUGCAAAUCAGUUUCUAAACGCCAACGUGGUUCAGGAUUCCUCGGCGUGGCAGGCCGACUUCUCUUCUCAGAUCACACCGCAGGCCGAUCUGGGCUUCACCGCAGCCUCGAGCAUGGAAUCGGCCUCAAAUGGAUUGCGACAACAAGCAGAAUCAAACCACACGCUCGGGAGAUCUCCAUUGCACAUUGCUCCGAUCUCUACCAAGUCUCGCGUGGAGACCCAGAUCAAUGUGGUCAUGACCCUUGAGAAACCUCCACCGGGUAUUGAACAUCUGCAUCUUCCGCUUCACACCAUUGCCAAGUCGAAAUUGCUGGCCAAGGACGAGUACGACAAGAGCAAGUCCUUGGAGUUGUACACCAUGCUUGUCUGCACGAGCGCUAUGCAUAAUGCUGGCUUCAAGGAAAAGGCCAUGAAGCAAGCCGCGGCUCAAGAUAAUAAAGAAAUUCAAAAUCGUGCAGAAUUGGCUCGGGAAUCGGGCGAUGAGGAGAAGAACGAUCCAAAGCUUGUUCCGGACGAAGACAAGCCCGCGAACGGCGGCGAGGUCCGGAUCUGCAGCAAUUGUAUCCAGCGCGAGAGGAAACGAGCUGGACGGAAGAAGACGAAGCGGGAAGAAGAGCAACAACAUUGGGAACGUUUCGAGACAGAGAGGGUGGUGGUAUUCAACUCGAAUGAAUAUUUGCCCUUCAAACCUUGCGAACCUCAACACAACCCCCAUCGGGACUCGGGUCUGGGCACAGAAGCUGAUUAUUACAUGCCACCUGAGGGUGCUCUUCAGGUGACGGCAGCGAUGCGAAUCGCCUGCUACUGUCGACAUCAGAGCGAAAAGGAGGGGUUCCAGGUGAUUUUCACUCUCAAAGAUCAUCACGGGAAUGUCGUCGCGCAGCAGAUUUCGGAUUCGAUCCUCAUCACUGAUGAUCACAAAACACAUCCCAGUGGCUUUCCCGGGGCAGCCACGAGUGACUCCUUUUACGCAUCCGGCUUCGCAUCUAAUGGGUUGCCAAAUUCUCAAUCAAUGGUGGACAUUUCCACACACAUGCCGGCAUUUACGGCUUCCAAAUCGGCGGGAAGCUUGCAGGCUCUCGCGUAUGGGAGCGGUUUCAAUACUCAUAACACCUCACAACAGCUGACGGGAGCAGCAAUCACCAAUCAACCUUCGUCCGCCACGCAUGUUUCCUCGGCUACAUCCAGGCCUGGUUCGCCGACUCCUGCUCAACUGGGCCCGAACAAGAAGCGGAAAUCAUCGACCAAUUUUCAUCGGAAAAUCCCCAGCGGAUUAACAAUGACGCCCCGGGUGGACACGAACCAGCCUGCAUCGUCAAACCUCUCUUCCGCCAUUUCUGCCGUCUCCCAGUUCUCGCCAACCAGUGCAACGUUUGCAGGACAAAUGAACCCAUAUAUGAACAUGUCAAACAAUGGAAGCACGACGAAUUUCUUCAGCAGCGGCCCUCCCACACCGAGCGAAACGAAUGCAUACUUUGGUAUCGGCCAGGCGCAGAUUGACGCAUCGUACACGACCAGCAAUCAAGCCAUGUUCUCACAGCCGUCUUCGGCAGUGCCGAGUCGCGCGAGCUCUCCCGUGAUGCAUCAGGGUCGUGGUAACAUGGCCGCCUACAACCGUCAGCAUCCGAUUCAGACUUCCACCAAUAACAUGACUGCCGGCCGGUAUCCCACCUACAACCAUUCCUCCUCCAACUCCGCCAGCGGUGAUUUCCUCCUCCUGAACAACAAUAACAACAACAAGCGCUCUCAGACCGGCGUCUCCUUCCUCCACCUCAGCCCUGACCAUGGCCCCACGACCGGCGGCAACGAGAUCGCCAUCCUCGGCGAGCACUUCGUCCCCGGCACGCGCGUCCUCUUCGGCGACCACGCCUCCCCCUCGGUGAAAUUCCUCUCCCCAACAUCCCUCCUCGUCAGCGUCCCACCCAGCCCGAUCCCCGGCGCCGUGGACGUCACCCUCUCCCCACCCACCCCCUCCUCCUCCUCCGCCUCGGCCGGAGCUUCCUCCGCGGCGACGACCCCGAAAUCCGCCUACCGCUACGCCGACCCCGUCGCCCCCGCGGGCCUCAUCCCUCACCAGAAGCAUCAGCUCCACCUGCAGAAUUACAUCGGCCAGCAGCAACAGCAACAGCAGCAGCAGCAGCCAUUCGCGGCUCGUCCGACUCUCCCGGGCAGGAGCGCGUCGCAUUCGAGACUGGAUUCCCCGGCGGAAAGGGACGCGGCGAACGCCCCGACCGGGAACGCUUCCUCCUCCUCCUCUUCCUCUUCUUCUUCCGCUGCUGCUGCUGCUUCUUCUUCCAUGUCGCCGACGGACAUCUUAUCGCGGAACUACGCGGCGGCCACGGCGGCGGCGCUGGCGGUCGCCUCGAGGAUGGGACUCAAGGCUUGUUGAUAUGCCCCUCGGUGAUCCGGGGGAGGGGAGGGGAGGAGGGAGAACAAGGCCCGCU
Messenger RNA from Dissoconium aciculare CBS 342.82, 3357 nucleotides. RefSeq lists its product as uncharacterized. Lineage: Eukaryota; Fungi; Ascomycota; Dothideomycetes; Mycosphaerellales; Dissoconiaceae. The transcript is spliced from 2 exons. The coding region runs from base 150 to 3302 and encodes 1050 amino acids. The record is from RefSeq and is a predicted model, not a curated record.